AUGGACUUGCUACCCAAUGAUGUUGUGGAGCUUAUCCUGGAGAGACUUGACGUGAAAUCCUUGCUCAAGUUCAAGUCUGUAUCGAAACAAUGGAAAUCCACAAUCCAGUGCCGUGCUUUCCAAGAAAGACAGCUGAUGAAUCGUAGGCAAUCAGGUAAUCCAGAUGUUCUUUUCGUAUCUGUAUGUGAUCAUUCAUAUCUAUUUGAUACAGUGUUUGAAGAUAUGAGAACGUUGGUAGUGGGAUCAUCAGUUUCUGUUAAGAUCCCUACUCCUUGGGCAAAAAAACGCUUGUACAAUGUUUGCAAGAGUAGCUGUGACGGUCUGAUAUGCCUCCACGAUGCCAACGUUCCAAAUAUUGUUGCCAAUCCCACCACUCGAUGGCAUCGAACUUUCCCUCUUUCUACCUAUCAACGACUCAGAUAUCAUGAAGACAGGGUCAGUUCAACUCCAUGGGCUAAUCUUGGGUUCGGUAAAGACAAAACCAAUGGCACAUUCAAGCCAGUUUGCUUAUAUAACUCUGCUGAAUUUGGCGGCCUUUACAACGAUGACAACAGCACUACUAUUUGUGAAGUUUUCGAUUUUACCACCAAUGCUUGGAGGUACGUUGUCCCUGCGUCCCCCUAUCCGAUUCUUCCUUAUCAAGAUCCUAUAUAUGUAGAUGGGUCACUUCAUUGGCUCACUGAGGGUGAAACGGCCAAUGUCUUGUCUUUCGAUCUUCAUACCGAAACUUUCCAAGUCAUGUCUAAAGCUCCCUUUCUCCAUCACCACCACCACUCUAAUAGAGACUUGGUCAUGUGCAACCUUGAUGAUCGUUUGUGCGUAUCCGAAAAAAUGUGGCCCAAACAAGUGAUAUGGUCGUUUGAUUCAGACCGGGGGACAUGGAAUGAAAUAUAUUCCAUAGAUCUCAAUAUAACUUCCUCUUGGUUAGGGAAGCACAGAUUCUCACUCACACCACUAGGAGUUGUGGACAAGGACAAGUUAUUGUUUUGUGAACCUUUAACUGGAGAUCCAUUGCUAACACUAGAUCCCAAAACCAAAUCUUAUGAAAUUGCUCACGAAUUUUUGUAUCACACUAGUGCGCUUCCUCUUUGUUAUUUCCAGAGUUUAAUCACUAUUCUUUGA
Molecule: messenger RNA, 1122 nt
Organism: Camelina sativa (false flax)
Lineage: Eukaryota; Viridiplantae; Streptophyta; Magnoliopsida; Brassicales; Brassicaceae
Product: F-box and associated interaction domains-containing protein
Molecular function (GO): protein binding
Source: RefSeq, a predicted model, not a curated record